UGUUCCUAUGUUGGAACGCAACUCGCAAAAAACAAACAAACUACAUUUCCCAUAUCGCCAGCUUUCACAACACAAACAUGGCCGCCUCCUGUUCGGGAAACAGCGCUUUGCUGCACAAAUGUGUUCAAUUGAAAAGCAUGUGUAAUAUACAUCAGAGUAGUGGUGUGUUUAUGAGGAGGAUAUGGACGUCUAGGUCUAAAUGCCAACUUCAGCCCAAGUUACAGAGUAAACGUGCUCCUCAGAUGGUGGGCGUGGUUGCCUUGGAGAUCCACGCGCAGAUUCAUGCCACGUCAAAGCUGUUCUCGAGCUCGCGUGUUGGAUUCUCAGCCCCACCCAAUUCACACGUGUCAUUCUUCGACGCCUCUCUUCCCGGCACGCUUCCGGUUCUGAACAGGAGGUGUGUAGAGGCGGCUGUAAUGACCGGUCUUGCCCUCAACUGCAGAAUCAACACAAAGUCUCUUUUCGACAGGAAGCACUACUUUUACGCUGAUCUUCCCGCAGGUUAUCAGAUCACUCAGCAGCGAGUGCCCAUCGCAGUGAACGGAUCUCUCAGCUUCAGUUAUUUAGGUGGGAAGAAGAGGAGUGAGACGAUGACGAAGAGCGUGAGAGUCAGACAGAUCCAGCUGGAGCAGGACAGCGGGAAAAGUCUCCAUGACGACCAGAGGAGCCGUACGCUCAUCGACCUGAACCGCGCCGGUGUGGGUCUGAUGGAGGUGGUGAUGGAGCCUGAUAUGUGUUGUGGUGAAGAAGCAGCAGCCGCAGUGCGAGAGCUACAACUCAUCCUACAGACACUCGGAACCUGCCAGGGAAACAUGGCUGAGGGACAGUUGCGAGUGGAUGCUAACGUAUCUGUCCAUCAUCCCGGAGAGCCGCUUGGCGUUCGUGCUGAAGUGAAGAACAUCAACAGUGCUCGGUUUGUUGCCAGGGCGAUCGAUUAUGAGAUCCAGAGGCAGAUUGAGGUUCUGGAGAGUGGGGGGACGGUUCUGAACGAGACGAGAGCUUUUGACAGCAAAACCGGAACGACAGUGUCCAUGAGAGAUAAAGAAGGUCUACAGGACUACAGGUUCAUGCCGGAGCCCAACCUUCCUCCUCUGUUUGUUUACGAGAGCGUGGCCACAGUGCCGGAUGGUGUUGACCCCGCCCACGUCGUGGUGAUUGACAGAUUGAAGGCACAGUUACCUGAGCUGCCCGGAGCGAAGCGGACGAGACUUAUGGAGGAGUACGGCAUCCUGCCAGAGCACAGCUUCACUCUGGUGAGUGAAGACGGACUGAUGGACUUUUUCGAGCGCGUCGUCCAAAAGACGAAAAUGGAACCGAGGAAGCUGAUUGGCUGGGUGAUGAAGGAGCUGAUGGGUAACCUGAACCAGCGAAACCUGAAGGUUACACAGAGCCCCGUCUCCCCCGAGGCGCUUGCACAACUGCUGAAUCUUCUCGAGUCUGGUUUCAUCUCGUCCUCUGCCGCUAAAGUGGUGUUCCAGGAAAUGUGGAAGGCUCCGGAAAAGCGUGUGGAGCACCUGGUGAAGGAACUGGAUUUAGGGCUUAUCAGUGAUCAAGAGGAACUCGUAAAGAUCUGCCAGAGAGUGAUGGAUGCUCAUCCUGAUCUGGUGCAGGUGAUCAGAGGGGGCAAUAAGAAGGUGCUGAAUAAACUGAUGGGCGCCGUUCAGAAGGAAUCCAAAGGCCGAGCCGAUCCGGUCCAUCUCAGGAACAUCCUGGAGGAAAUGACAUCGUGAUUAAAACCCAGACUGCCUCAAUACUAGCUAGAACGGAUAUUUGGUUCGGUUAUACAACGAAGCCUGGAAGGUCCUCACAAAAGCCUCAGCGAUGAACUGGAAGGUUCAAUCAGGUGUGUUAGAGCAGAAAAACACACUAAUAUCAUGUUACCUGCAUCCAGCAAUCAGCAGGUAUGCCUCGAUUCGACAUAAUUGGUGCAUAUUAUCUACACGUUCGUGGUUGUUUCACUUCAUUUUCACGUUCCUGUCGAAUCUCUGUCACCAUGAAGCUAUUCUUUUGUAUAGAUGGCUUUAAUGAGGUCAUGAGAGUAUUGCUGUUUAAAUGGAGAUCAAGUGAA
Molecule: messenger RNA, 2068 nt
Organism: Ictalurus punctatus (channel catfish)
Lineage: Eukaryota; Metazoa; Chordata; Actinopteri; Siluriformes; Ictaluridae
Gene: gatb
Product: glutamyl-tRNA(Gln) amidotransferase, subunit B
Exons: 13
Coding region: 78-1730 (550 amino acids)
Biological process (GO): glutaminyl-tRNAGln biosynthesis via transamidation; mitochondrial translation
Molecular function (GO): glutaminyl-tRNA synthase (glutamine-hydrolyzing) activity
Source: RefSeq, a predicted model, not a curated record